AGCCAGAAGCACCCGCUGAGCCAGAAGCACCCGCUGAGCCAGAAGCACCCGCUGAGCCAGAAGCACCAGCUGAGCCAGAAGCACCCGCUGAGCCAAAAGCACCAGCUGAGCCAGAGGAGCCUGCUGAAGCAGUUGUCGAGUCUGCCCCGGUUGAAGAAGCUGCUGCCGCUGAGCCGGAGCCACCAGCCGAACCAGUUGAAGAGCCUGCCCCUGCCCCUGCCGAGCCAGAGCCACCGGUCGAGGCAGAUGUUGAGGCACCAAUGACAGCUGAAACUGAAGACCACACAGCAGAAGUCGCAGUGGCUGCAGUGGCGGCGGCGGCAGUAGCCACGGGAACAGCGGUGGCGGUGGCAGCAGAUGGUGAAAAGACGCGGUCUUUGGAUGCUGAGGAAAGCAAGGAUAGGGUAGGACCAAUUGCCUCUGAUGCGACAGAGGCAGAGAAAUCAGGUGAGAAUUCCCCUCCUUCCUCUAAUCCCGAUUCCCCCGAUGGAGAGGCACGGGAAGGACAGGAUGGCCAAGAUCCCGAGGACGUCGGACCGGAAGCCGUCGCGGAGCCUGCCGAGGACAACGCCCCGGAGCCGGAACCCAUGGAGCCUGUCGAGGAGAACGAGACAGCAAUGCCUGCCGAAGCUACCGAAGGAGACGCCCCGGAAGAGCCAACUGCCGAGGUUCAGGAGAGUCAAGAUGCGGUCGACGAAGAGCCUGAUGUUGAGGAAUCUGCCUUACCACCCUCAGACGAGCUACCAUCUGCCACUGAUGAAGCGUCACCACCAUCUGUCGAGGAUCCUUCUGUUGAAGAGACCGAAUCACCAGAUCAAGACAACGCUGAAGUCGCCGCAGGUGAAACGCCCACUGGGCAGCCUUUGGAGGAGCCAGUUCUCGAAGACACUACUGUCGAGGCUGAGCCCGCUGAGCCAGCACCGGGCGAAUCAGCUCCCGCAGAAGAGGCAGCUCCAGCCGAACCUGCUUCCGACGAGACCAUCUUAACUGAGUCUCCGCCAGAGGAGGCUGUCGCCGAGGAACCUACCCCAGAAGAAGCCUCACCUGAAGAGCCUGUAGCUACAGGAGAAGAAUCGGCCGUGGAGGAGCCGACUCUUGAGGAGGCUCCUCCAUCCGAGACUACUCCCGAGACAACAGCAGAGCCUGAGACUAUCGAAGCUAGCCCUGAAGAAGCUGCUGCACUUGGGGACGCCUCUCCCGAAGAGCCAGAGCAAGUCGAAGAUGCAUCAAUAGAGAUCCAUGUUGCUCCUGAAGAGGUUCCAGCAGAUGCAGCGCCUGAGGAGUCAGCGGCAGAGGAAGCUCAACCAGAAGAGCCAGACCAAACGCCAGAGACUCCAGCCGACUCUGCCCCCGAAGAGGCAAUCUCGGAGGAGCCCACCGCUGAACCCGCCGAUGAACCCGCCACUGAGCCUGCACCAGAAGUCGUAUCCGAAGAGCCCGUCGUGGAGGAUGCCCCUCCUGAAGAUUCGACACCUGAGCCCGCACUAGCAGAGCCUGCCCCCGAGGAGGAGACUCCUGAUGAAGCUGUUCCAGAAACCACACCAGAAAACUCCGCAGCAGCCGAGAUACCUCCUGAGGACGCCGUUUCUGAGGAAGCCGGCUCUGAAGAGGUCGCCCCCGAAAAGCCUGCCCUCGAAGAGCCUGCCUCCGAAGUAGCUGCCCCUGAAAACGUCAUUGCCGAGGCCGAAGAAACCGCUCCAGAGUCUACUCCUGAGGAGCUUGCCCCUGAAGAGCCUACUCCUGAAGCUCCUCUUGAUGAGGUUGUCUCUGAAGAAGUCGCCUCUGAUGAAGCUGUGCCCGAAGAGUCUGCUCCCGAAGAGUCUGCUCCCGAAGAGCCUGCUCCUGAGGCCGCCCAUGCCGCGCCUAUAGAGGCCGAGGACGCACCUGAAGACACACCGGCAGCCUCCGAAGAACUCGCCUCAGAAGCUCCUGUCAAUCCUGAUGACGCUCCUGAAGACGCCCCUGAAGAGGAACCUGCAGAGCCCGACGCAGUUGAAGAAGCAUUUCCAGAGGCGGACGCCAAUGGGCCUGAAGAAGCAGUACAGGCCCCAGAUGACAACGCGGAGCCUGCUGAUAGCGAUGAGUCAAUUGGUCAAGACUCACUCAUUGCUGGAGCCGCCGCCGCUGGUGUUGCUGCUGCAGCUGGCUUGGUUGCUGCCAAUGCUGUCAAAGACUCAGACGACGAUGCUACGGCUAGAGAAGCUCCUAAUUCUGCUGCAGCAGACGCAAUGUCACGUCGCAGCUCAUCAGACAAAUUGACGCAGACUUUGGAUAAUAUUUCGGCGCUGGACACAAUCACCAUGGCGGACCAAAAGAACUCGGAUGUGGAUGCCAUUUUCAGCCCCGUGCAGCGAGACGGAUUCUCGGACUGCGGAACGCAAACCGAUGGCUCAGUAUGGGGCCUCCGGCCCUCGACUCCCGCCGUGGUUCUCCCUGAGUUUUCCAUGUCACUGGCCGCCAAAGAUAGGGCGAGGGCUCUCAGACGGCAGCGCAAAGUCUCCAUCAAGCAAGCGGAAGAACUCAUCGCGGCUGCUGUGGUUAUCUACGCCACAGCCGAAACUCUUCGUCCACCAUUGAGCCCAUCAUCUCAGAGCAGCUCGCAACUCAUCAAGGCAAUGCCCAGCUGGGAGAGAAUGGACAUCAAACCGAAAAAGGCCUUUUUCUGGAGGGUUCUACCAGGCCUUCUUUCCAGACGCAGGAGUACUACCACUACGGGAGCGGAUAAAACUAGAAGGUUUGAUGCUAACUACUUUACAGAGAAGAAGGAAGCAGAGCGCGAGAGGCACCGACGACGACGCCAGUCUUCGACCCACCAUCCUUCAUCAUUCUCGAGCCGUAGCCGAGGCGAAGACGAGAGGAGAGAACACGAGAGCAGAGAACACGAGAGUAGCAGACGCCACUCGCACACAUCACAUCACUCAAGUCGACGACACCGAACUGACAGCGAGCGGUCUCUACGAUCCGGCGAAUCUGUGCCUCGAACUCCGCCAGGUCCUCCAAAGAGACAAGACAGCGGUUUCUCCGAAAGCCCCCAAACUCAUUCUCAGCACCGUCAUCGUAGCGAACGUAGCGAGCGGAGUGCGCGAAGCGAACACAGCGAAAGGACCGAGAGAACUGAGAGAAGUGAGAGAAGCCACCGCCACCGCAGCGAGCGUACGCCUGAAGAGCAGGCUGCCCAUGAUCGACGCAAAGAGGAGAAACGACUCCGAGACAAAGAGCGCGAACGCGAUCCCGAACGUGACAGACCAAAAGAUAGGCACCGCGAGAGAGAGCGCGAGUUCGCGCUCCAACGUGAGAUUGACCGCGAGAAUGAGGAGAAAGCGCGUUCGCGUCGCAAGGGCAAGGAGCCCGAGACCAUUGCCAAACCCGAGGAUACUCCCGAGCGCAGCCAUCACCGCUCUCGCCGCCAUAGCAACUCAGAGCAUCAGCGCCCGCACCGCACCCUCAGCAAGAGAGAAUCCAUGGAGCCCGCGCCAGAGAAACCCCGGCGAUUCUUCAGCGUCAGAGGUGGAGGUACGACUGGACCCAAGGUCCCUCCCCAGGACCACCCGGCGCCAGCCACGCCAAAGGACGACAUGCCAAUGGAUGACAAUGCAGGACGACAGGAGUCUACUCCCACACGCGACACUCCCAAGCGAUCAAGCACAACGCGGGACAAGCAUAGGCACAGAGACAGAUCCGAAGGCGGAGGCGGUGCCAAAUUGCAAAAGGUUCGCGACGAGGUCGCCGAGGAAGCCCGCAGAGAAGCUCGCAGGACUGCUGAGAAGGCCGAACGGGCUGCCGCAAAAGCAGCUGAAAGGGCUGAAAGGGCCGAAAGGCAUGAGAGAACCGAGAGGCCCGAGAGGGCUGAGAGAUCUGAGAGAUCCGAGAGAUCCGAGAGACCUGAGAGGGCUGAGAGGGCUGAUACGGCCGACAAGCCGAGAUCAAAGCACUCGGACGACUCUCGGCGCCGUCUUCGUGAGGAGGGCAGGAGGAGGGAGAAAGAUGACGACAAGGCUAGAGAGAAGGAGAAGGAGAAGUCAAAGGGGAUCAAGGGCGUGUUCAAGCGUCUCUUCAACUAAGGACUUGGGAUGUGUGUGUAAUGAUUCUACGACGAUGAGUGUACGCGGACCAUGUUUUUCACGGGAACGGUAUUAGACUGCCAUGCUUUUUGAGAUUUUUAGUACUAUUUGGGAGGCGUCUAUUGAGAAUGGCUGGAUGGUUUUGUUUGAUGAUCUUCACGAUGGAUUCCAUUCUUGCUAAUGGCUAAUCGCUUCAUGAUUAAUGUACUUGAGAACUGAAUGUCAAAUGUCUGAUGAGUCUUCUUCAAUUGACGCUGGAAAAGAUGC
Molecule: messenger RNA, 4328 nt
Organism: Colletotrichum acutatum
Lineage: Eukaryota; Fungi; Ascomycota; Sordariomycetes; Glomerellales; Glomerellaceae
Exons: 1
Coding region: 261-4061 (1266 amino acids)
Source: RefSeq, a predicted model, not a curated record